Molecule: messenger RNA, 377 nt
Organism: Paraglomus brasilianum
Lineage: Eukaryota; Fungi; Glomeromycota; Glomeromycetes; Paraglomerales; Paraglomeraceae
Source: the annotation of a GenBank genome assembly
AUAAAGAAGGAAAUACUAUAAAAAUAGCGGAACAAAAAGCAGUUUCAUAUGGAUAUACAAUACAUUGUUCAGAUGGAACAACGCAAAAACCAGUAAUCAAUCGUGAAUCAGAAAAUAUAAUAAAAGACUUAAUGGAAAACCUUAAAGAAGAUCUAGAUGUUGUUUUAGAUAAGCUCUGUGAUCCACUACCAUGCGAAAAAAUGACGCCAAAAUUAUGGAGGCAGUAUCAAAUGGCAAGUAAGUGCUGGAUAUGUGAAGAAAAAUUACAUGAAGCUGGAUAUAAUAAAAUUCGUGUAUUCGAUCCUGAAACCAAAAAAUAUUUAGGUGCUUCACAUAGGAAAUGUCACGGGAAAAAACCAAUGAUUCAAGGGUACUAG